This is a messenger RNA of Perognathus longimembris pacificus (Pacific pocket mouse), 1999 nucleotides long. RefSeq names its product tRNA methyltransferase 2 homolog B (gene Trmt2b). The record is from RefSeq and is a predicted model, not a curated record. Gene Ontology annotation, biological process: RNA processing. NCBI's taxonomy places the organism in Eukaryota, Metazoa, Chordata, Mammalia, Rodentia, Heteromyidae. Gene Ontology annotation, molecular function: tRNA (uracil(54)-C5)-methyltransferase activity, S-adenosyl methionine-dependent.
CGCGUGCAUGGGUACGGGGCGCCUAGCAAACCAGGAAGUGACCCUCCCCUCCAGAAAAUCUGUUCACCCACCAGCUUUUGGUGUGCUACCGCAAACUUAGAAGGAGCCCUAUUGGUUACGGAGGAAGGCAUCAAGAGGAGGAUUCUAAUGCAUAGCCUGAGACUCUCCAGGGUAGGUCUCUUCUCCAAGCCAAGACUGCUUCUCUGGUAUGCCAGAAAACCACCAGAUUGGUCUCAACCGUUUUUGGGGAUAGCAUGUAAGGGGAAUUUCACCCAUGUGAAUGCCAAGAAGUAUUCAAGUGGACAAAAAAGUGAGAAGAAACAAAGUCAUUUCGGAUUGUCUGAUGGUUCUUGGCAGGAAAGGCUGGCUGAUGUUGUGACACCACUCUGGAGGCUGAGCUAUGAAGAACAACUGAAGGUGAAAUUUGAAGGUCAGAAGAAAAUUUUACAAAGACUGGGGUUUGACCUGCAAAUGCUCAAUGGAGUCAAGGCAGUAACCACACCCCAAUCAGAGGGUCUCUGUUGUCUUCUUCAUCCUAUUAUGCCCUCUCCUCUCAUCAAUGGCUACCAAAAUAAGUCCACCUUCUCUGUGAACCGAGGCCCAGAUGGCAAUCCGAAGACUGUUGGAUACUACCUGGGAACUUGGAAAGAUGGGAACAUUGUGUGUGUACAGUCUAACCAUCUGAAAAACAUCCCUGAGAAACAUGAUCAAGUGGCUCAGUACUAUGAAAUAUUCCUUCGACAGUCUCCGAUGGAUCCCUGCCUUGUCUUUCAUGAAGGUGGACACUGGCGUGAGAUGACAAUCCGAACCAAUAGCCAGGGACACACCAUGGCUAUCAUAACUUUCCAUCCCCAGGAAUUAAGUCAGGAGGAGCUCUGUGUUCAGAAGGAGACUCUAAAGGAAUUCUUCAUCAAAGGCCCUGGAGCAGUUUGCGACUUGACUUCCCUUUAUUUCCAGGAAAGCACCAUGACCCGUUGCAGUCAUCAGCUCCCCUACCAGCUCUUAUUUGGGGAACCCCACAUCUUUGCAGAUCUUCUAGGAUUGAAGGUCUGCAUUUCUCCAGAUGCCUUUUUCCAGAUUAACACUGCUGGUGCUGAGGUGCUCUAUCAGACCAUUGGGGAGCUGAGUGGAGUGAAUUCUAAUAUGGUCCUCCUUGAUAUCUGCUGUGGAACUGGUGUGAUUGGCCUUUCCCUAGCGCAGCAUGCCUCCCAGGUUCUUGGGAUUGAGUUGAUGGAGCAGGCGGUAGAGGAUGCCAGGUGGACAGCAGCCUUCAAUGGUAUCACCAAUUGUGAAUUUCACACUGAUAGAGCAGAGAAGAUUUUGCCACAGUUCUUAAAGUCAAAGGAAGAUGGGCAGUCAGUUAUUGCUGUGGUGAACCCAGCCCGUGCAGGCCUGCAUUACAAGGUGGUUCAAGCCAUCCGGAACUGCCAGGCUAUCCACACACUAGGUUUUGUUUCUUGCAAGCCUCAUGGUGAGACCACAAGGAAUAUCACUGAGUUGUGCUGUCCUCCAGACUCUGCCAAGAAGCUUCUAGGCAAGCCUUUUGUCCUGAGAGAAGCUGUACCUGUGGAUUUGUUUCCCCACACCUCACACUGUGAACUGGUGCUCCUCUUUACAUGCUAAGCCAUGUAGGAAACUGCAAAUGGUGUUAAAGCUGAAGUUUCAGAAACUUCUAGGUUAGCCAUACUGUUGCAUUUCAGGCCCUGAGGACUUUAUUGGGGAAAACCAGUGUAAAGAUCAUUAGUAAGAAGAACAUAGUAAGUAGAUGUCUGAGCCAUGUUAACCUUAGCUGCCAGACUCCCCUGUGAUAGUGUUUGUGUGCUUUGUAUGGACCAUUCCCAACUUGUCAGCUCUGGAUUAGGACUGUUCCUUUCUUUCUUAUCUGAUUGUCAUGGUCUUAAUGUACAGCCUCAUUUUCCCAUCUCAUUCUGCUUGUGCUGUGCUGAUCAUAUGGGUAUCUGUGUAUGUGUGCAUGCGUGUGCCAGUUGAGGCUUGGACU